Archocentrus centrarchus (flier cichlid) is the source of this 1538-nucleotide messenger RNA. It is a transcript of the gene mul3, whose product is annotated as mitochondrial E3 ubiquitin protein ligase 3. Lineage: Eukaryota; Metazoa; Chordata; Actinopteri; Cichliformes; Cichlidae. The record is from RefSeq and is a predicted model, not a curated record. The transcript has 5 exons. Gene Ontology annotation, biological process: organelle organization; protein ubiquitination. Gene Ontology annotation, molecular function: ubiquitin-protein transferase activity. The coding region runs from base 93 to 911 and encodes 272 amino acids.
GGCUGAAAAGGAAGAGGAGCCAACCUUUUGUUUUCGAUUUCUGUAGUAGGAAUGAGUUGCACCUUUACUUGGUAGUUUUGACAGGCACAGAGAUGGGUGACUUCCCUGUGAACCCUCUGGUUGUGAUUGGUGUCGGGUCCAGCUUUGCCUUCUCCGGCCUGUUUUAUCACUUAUACAAAGAAAAGAAGAAAGAGUUGAAAGAGCUGAAGGAAAUUCCCGUUUUCAGGCCAGAUGAACAUUUGGCCAGGGUGCUGAAAGCCUCUCCCCAUAGGCGACUCCAGUAUGUUGCUGUUGAAGGUCAGGUCCAGGCAGAUGGGGAACCUCUGGCCAGCCAGUUCAUCCCACGAUGCUUUGGUGUGAUUCAGAAGAUAUCUGCAGUGGAGCACUGGAAAUACUGGGACUCGAUUGCCAAGACAUGGAACUCCCGGACAGCCUACGCGAAAGAGACCAAUAACUCCGUGCCCUUCAGUCUGAUCAGCCGAGGUGCCUACAUCUCUGACAUAUCUGUGAGGGUGCACAACCCUCUGGAGGCCUCCGGGUGCUUCAUGGAAAGGGUUUAUUAUAAAAUGAGACGUGCUGAGGAGGCCCUUGUGAAUGUAUUACUGCUGGGCCUGACCAGGGAGAAGCCAGUGGCCAUGGAAGAGACAGAGGAGAUGCUGCGUGUGGGGAGCAACAUGACAGGGUUUGGAGAGGUGGUGCUAGAGGGGGGCCAGGUGAUGAGGCUGCAGGCCCCGAGGGACGGCCGCAAGUACAUCCUGGUGCCCACUGACCACAAGAGCUUCAUGGACAGCCACGAGUCCUCAGCCAGCAUGUGGAAGACGCUGUCUGCUCUUACUGGGAUAACUGGGGCUUCUGUUCUAGCCUGUGUCAUUUAUAACUUGAUGGAAAAACGAGACAACAGAUCAAAUUAGGGCAGCAGAGGAGGAGCCUCACGCAAGUUGAGCAGGUUGCUAAACUGUGUCAAAGCCUUUUGCGUGCCUCUUUAACCACAUCUCAGUGCUGAUAUGUUGUGACAUGCAGUUUCUUGCCAUAUGGGAAGGCAAGUUUAGGGCUUUUCUGGCAUGGCUGUGGGUGGGGAAGAAUUAACAAAACAGGAAGCACAUGUUUAAUAUUGGGGGGAGGGGACUCUUCUGAAUAUACAUCCACUGUAAACAUGACAGUUAAGAAAAACCCAGACAGAAGCUGAGUUUUCAUGAACAGUUGUAUACUCUAAAACACAUUAAUUUUAUAUUUUGCCAGAUUUUGGUUUGCUACUGUGAUUAUAUGCUGUCACCUUUCACCUGAAGCUUAAUCAAAGUGUUAUUUUUGUAAUGAAAUCAUAUUUUUCUAAUCACUUGAGAUUAAAAUAAGUUUGAGGUUUGGGGAAGCUCGUGGUAUAGCCACAGAUUGUGCGUCCAAACUUUUAAUUUUAUGGUUGUAGUUUUUGCUUUGCUUUUACUGUAGGUGCAUUCAAACUCUGUCCUCAUGUGACAUGGAAAUCAUUCCACCUCCACCACCAUGGAGGCUCUUCCAGUCUUUAAUAGGAGGUCAAAGUAAGG